This is a messenger RNA of Phytophthora nicotianae INRA-310, 801 nucleotides long. RefSeq lists its product as hypothetical. Lineage: Eukaryota; Oomycota; Peronosporomycetes; Peronosporales; Peronosporaceae. Bases 1 to 801 code for a protein of 266 amino acids. The record is from RefSeq and is a predicted model, not a curated record. The transcript has 2 exons.
AUGGCGAAUAUGCGUUCAGGAACCCGAAGCGUUGACGUUGGAGUUGCUCGCCAGAGUGACCGAUCGAAUGCCCGACGCGAAGAGGUUGGACGUACUCGAACGAACCCGUCACCAAGUGACGCAUCUCAAUCCCAUGCAAGUGCCUCAGGUGAGGUCCCCUCCUCGACCCCGUUGUUCACACCGCUCGUACCACCGAAGAUCACCAGCACCUCGCACGCUGCAUUGGUUCAGUGGCGAAAGGACCGCCGAAACUACGAGGAGACAGCUCGAUCUCGUGCAAAAGAUGGAGCGAACGACGUAAUCGUCCCGGUGAAGGCGACGUUCGACCAGGGUUUACUUCGACUGUGGUGCCGAUUGAGAUGGCACAUUUCGAUGGAUGAAGUCACCGAUGGCCACAUCAUGGCGGAGGUCGACAAAAUCUUCGCAAGUGUGAAGAAUAACAAUGUACCGGACAUUGACUACGAAAUGCGAAGUAAACUACACAUGGACUUAAAAGAGACGGACGUCAGUGAGAGAGUAAUUCGAUACUUCAAGACUUGUCAUGAUAUCAUCGAUGACAAUGGCUGGCGUGUCUUUUUCGACGAUAACACUGGAAAAAAGGAACUGUACCGCAUCCUCGUCGUUUCAUUAGAGCCACAGGCGCUCCGUGAAGAUGUAGAGCGGAGCAUCCGUUUUCAAGCUCGAAAGGCUAAAGAAGACGAAGUCGUCCUGCACGAUUUGAUUUUGGAGAAGGCUUUAGAGCACGAAAAGGUGUUCCAAAGGCACAGGCGUGAAAAGCGCGAACUGGCCAACGCACGGUGA